This is a messenger RNA of Colletotrichum higginsianum IMI 349063, 957 nucleotides long. RefSeq lists its product as uncharacterized. The record is from RefSeq and is a predicted model, not a curated record. Bases 1 to 957 code for a protein of 318 amino acids. Lineage: Eukaryota; Fungi; Ascomycota; Sordariomycetes; Glomerellales; Glomerellaceae. Gene Ontology annotation, biological process: mycotoxin biosynthetic process. The transcript has 5 exons.
AUGGAGCGCCAGUCAAAUGACGACGAAUCGAUCGAAUACCAUGACUCAUCUGAAUACGCUGGUUUCCUUGGAAAACGUCACUUCCAAAGAAAAGUCUCGAUGCCAUCUCGCAUGCACGAAUGGCUACGAGGGCUCUUCUAUGUAAGCACGACGGUUUUGAACAUUGUUGCCAUCAUCUUGCUGGUUCGUGUAUGUUCGACCAGCUCUGCUGCUUCGGCAGCAGAAGAAGCCAGCCAUGUUGUUCCUUCAUAUCUUGAGACGUACACUCUCAACUAUACAUCAAAAGAAGAGAGCGCAAUAGUUCGACAGCGAUGGCAAGAUCUACUACCUAAAGGCGGAGGCGACAUUCACAUAUCAAACCACGACCAAUACAAGCAUCUUAGCGAGCCGUGGGUUGAUCCCAGGGGCAACACGCUGUGGAAGGUAUCUUGGGCCCACCAGUUGCACUGCUUGUAUCUCAUUAUGAACGAUUUCAAUAGCGUCAUCCAGUAUGGACCAACCGGAAAGGAGAACCAGGUCAAAGAGGGCCACUUUCAGGUUCACACAAACUACUACUUUAAUUACCUGCAACAGAGCAUUCUCUGUACCUCAGAUAUAACGCUGGAAGGCAAAUCAACAGGAAGCUCAAUCAUGUUUACCAGUCGCCUGAACUUGGAAGCAGAAGACUAUGACGGUCCGUCUUUUGACGAUGAGAAGCAGGCGAUGCUUCCAAGCUCAAUCGAAAAAGAUGCAUCAGCGAAGACCUCACAGCGUGCCCUGCUUAACUACGUUUUGGUCUCCUGCAACAUAUUUCUGUUGUUUUUCUCAGUCGCCCUUUUUGCCAUUGCCGACCAGAAGCAGCGAGGCAUGAUGGGGCAAAAUGCCCAUUUGAAAGCCGUCAAUUCGUAUUACCCUGUAGCCAUCACUGCUGAAGAGGUCGUCACCCUCAGCAAGGACCCUGCCACUGCAGCUCACUAG